AAUAAUUACAAUUAGGCAUAAAAGGAGCACUGGCAGGCUGCUCUCCUAAAACCCUAACCCCUAUAAUGUCUCUUAACAACCUUGUUCGUAAUGCUUCAAGACUUGUACCUUUCGCCAUCCGCGCUCCCGCCGGAACUCGAUGGUGCUCCCACCGCCACUACACUUCAGCGCUCUCCGCCACCGUUAACGGCUGCCUGAAGGACCUCCCAUUUCCGAGGUCAUUGCCGUCUUUUCUCCACCACUAUUCCACCGAGAUUAGUCCCGACGAGUCGCUACUCAACAACGUCAACUACGAGAUUGAAUGCGCCAACGAAUCUCUCUUUGCGGCCGAGGCCGAGGAGGAAGUACCAGAGGGCUUCCCUUUUAAAAUUGAAAACCAUGUUGGAACAGAAACAAUAAAGCUGACCAGAGAGUAUCAAGGUGAAACCGUAAGUGUCGAAGUUUACAUGCCCAACCUUGUUACCGGUGAUGAGGAAGAGGGGGACGACCCAAACCAAUCUCAACUCCCGUUGAUUGUCAAAACCUCCAAGAGGGGUGGACCUUAUCUUGAGUUUGGUUGCACUGCUUGUCCUGAUGAGAUUGUGAUUGACAGCUUGUCGGUUAAAGAUCCCGAAAACUCUGAGGACCAAAUUGCUUAUGAGGGGCCUGACUUUACGGAUUUGGAUGAGAAUUUGCAGAAGGGUCUCCACCGGUAUCUGGAGAUUAGAGGGGUCAAGGCCAGCACAACCAAUUUCUUGCACGGGUAUAUGAUUGACAAGGACACCAGAGAAUAUGUAGAGUGGCUGAAGAAACUCCACAAGUUUCUCCAGGCAUAAGGUGGUGUGGAGAUGGAGAAACUUUGGUGGAAUAAUUUUGCUAAGCGGUUUCUGUGUUACACAUGGAUUCAGCUCCCACUAGAAAUUAGGAAAACUUUGUUCAUACAACUUUGAUAGCAUUCAUUCUCUAUGCAAUUCAGGUGCGAUGAUCUCCUACUUCCCAUUUAUUUAUUUCUUCUUAAUCCAUAAUUCAUCAAAUAAUUCAACUUAA
Messenger RNA from Salvia miltiorrhiza (redroot sage), 1026 nucleotides. RefSeq lists its product as uncharacterized. Lineage: Eukaryota; Viridiplantae; Streptophyta; Magnoliopsida; Lamiales; Lamiaceae. The record is from RefSeq and is a predicted model, not a curated record. The transcript has 3 exons. Gene Ontology annotation, cellular component: mitochondrial matrix. The coding region runs from base 66 to 815 and encodes 249 amino acids.